UCGUAUUCAUUCAACGCAAGGCAGAAGUCUGCCGGUCUACGCCAGCGUCUUAUAUACAUGGCUUUCAGAGCUCAUUUUAUUUGAAUGUCUGGACUUUAUAUAAUUUCAUCCCUAAGAAACCAAUUAUGGAUAUCCUAUGGAUUUUAUGGACACUACCCUCGGUCCUGGCUAUUGAAGAAAUGUUGAUGGACUCCACCACAGCGACCGCAGAGCUCGGUUGGACAGUAUAUCCAGCGUCGGCAACCAGUGACAGCAGUAUAAGUUGGGAAGAAGUAAGUGGGUACGAUGAGAACAUGAACACCAUUCGUACCUAUCAGGUGUGUAAUGUCUUCGAUGCCAACCAAAAUAACUGGGUGCGCACCAAGUACAUCCAAAGAAGAGGGGCUCAACGCAUCCACGUGGAGAUGAAGUUCUCUGUGCGAGACUGCAGCAGCAUCCCAGGAGUCCCUGGUUCCUGCAAGGAAACGUUCAACCUCUUUUACUAUGAAUCAGACACCGACAGGGCCACUAAAGACUUUCCUCCAUGGAUGGAAAACCCUUGGAUCAAGGUGGAUACCAUUGCUGCAGACGAGAGUUUCUCGCAAGUAGACCUGGGCGGACGUUUGAUGAAGAUUAACACAGAGGUUCGCAGUUUCGGCCCCAUCUCCCAUAAAGGUUUCUAUCUAGCCUUCCAGGACUACGGAGGGUGUAUGUCGUUAAUUGCUGUGCGAGUGUUCUACCGGAAGUGCCCUCGCACUAUUCGGAAUGGAGCCUUAUUUCAGGAAACGCAUUCGGGAGCAGAGAGCACCUCACUGGUGUUGGCGAGGGGAGAGUGCAUCCCUAAUGCGGAGGAGGUUGACGUUCCCAUUAAACUGUACUGUAAUGGAGAUGGGGAAUGGAUGGUCCCUAUUGGCCGCUGUAUGUGUAAAGCAGGUCAUGAGGCAGUGGAGAAUGGAACUGUUUGCAGAGCAUGCCCUUCAGGUUUCUUCAAGACAGCACAGGGUGACGAGAAAUGCCUGCAGUGUCCAAUCAACAGCCGCACAACCAACAACGGAGCCACCAACUGCGUCUGCAGAAAUGGAUAUUACCGCACAGACUCGGACCCCUUAGAGAUGCCCUGCACAACUGUGCCGUCGGCUCCUCAAAACGUCAUCUCCAGUGUGAACGAGACGUCACUAAUGCUGGAGUGGAAUCCUCCGCGGGAGACUGGCGGUCGUCAUGACGUGGUCUACAACAUCAUCUGCAAGAGCUGCGGAGGUGGCAGAGGGGGCUGCACGCGAUGUGGGGACAACGUGCAGUUUGUUCCACGGCAGCUGGGACUCACCGAGACCCGGGUCUUCAUAAGUGACCUGCUGGCCCACACCCAGUACACCUUUGAAGUCCAGGCUGUCAAUGGAGUAUCGGACCAGAGCCCUUAUUCACCCCAAUAUGCAUCAGUCAACAUCACUACUAACCAAGCUGCUCCUUCUACAGUGUCUAUCAUGCAUCAGGUCAGUCGCACCAUUGACAGCAUCACUCUCUCCUGGUCCCAGCCAGACCAGCCCAAUGGGGUCAUACUCGACUACGAGCUGCAGUAUUAUGAGAAGGACCAGACGGAGCAUAACUCUUCCAUAAUAAAGAGUCAAACCAACACCGCAGUCAUCCGUGGUCUCAAACCCGGAGGCAUCUAUGUCUUCCAGGUCCGAGCGCGUACGGUGGCAGGGUUCGGACGGUACAGUGGCAAGAUGUACUUCCAGACCAUGACUGAGGAGGAGUACAACACUAGCAUUCAAGAGAAGCUGCCUCUCAUCAUUGGCUCGGCGGCUGCUGGUCUGGUCUUCCUCAUUGCGGUGGUGGUCAUCAUCAUUGUUUGCAACCGACGUGGAUUCGAGAGAGCAGAUUCAGAAUACACAGACAAGCUGCAACACUACACCAGCGGCCACAUAUCACCAGGAAUGAAGAUUUACAUUGAUCCAUUUACGUAUGAAGACCCCAAUGAAGCUGUGAGGGAGUUUGCUAAGGAGAUUGACAUCUCAUAUGUGAAAAUCGAGCAGGUCAUUGGAGCAGGCGAGUUUGGAGAGGUGUGCAGUGGUAACCUAAAGCUCCCAGGAAAGAGGGAAAUGUUUGUGGCCAUUAAAACACUGAAGACUGGUUACACAGAAAAGCAGAGACGAGACUUCCUGAGUGAAGCCAGCAUCAUGGGGCAAUUUGAUCACCCCAAUGUGAUCCAUUUGGAGGGAGUGGUGACCAAGAGCAGCCCUGUUAUGAUCAUCACAGAAUUUAUGGAGAAUGGCUCAUUGGACUCUUUCCUCAGGCAAAACGAUGGGCAGUUCACUGUGAUUCAGCUGGUGGGCAUGUUACGAGGGAUCGCCUCUGGGAUGAAGUACCUUGCAGACAUGAAUUACGUGCACCGGGACCUAGCGGCCCGCAACAUCUUAGUUAACAGUAAUCUUGUAUGCAAGGUGUCCGAUUUUGGACUCUCACGGUUUCUGGAGGACGACACAUCUGAUCCCACCUAUACCAGUGCCCUGGGUGGGAAGAUCCCUAUUCGAUGGACAGCCCCAGAGGCCAUCCAAUAUAGAAAGUUUACCUCCGCCAGUGACGUAUGGAGCUACGGGAUUGUCAUGUGGGAAAUAAUGUCGUAUGGAGAGCGGCCAUAUUGGGACAUGACCAAUCAAGACGUCAUCAACGCUAUUGAGCAAGACUACCGGCUGCCCCCUCCCAUGGACUGCCCCAGUGCCCUCCAUCAGCUCAUGUUGGACUGCUGGCAGAAAGACCGUAACAACCGGCCCAAGUUCAGCCAGAUUGUCAACAACCUGGACAAGAUGAUCCGUAACCCCAACAGCCUGAAGGCCAUGACUCCACUCUCAUCAGGUGUGCAUUUGCCCUUGCUUGACCGCAGUGUGCCUGACUUCUCCAGUUUUAACACUGUGGAUGAUUGGCUGGACGCUAUUAAGAUGGGCCAGUACAAAGACAACUUCGCCAAUGGCAACUUCACCAGCUUUGACCUCGUUUCCCAGAUGACCAUGGAGGACAUUCUCAGGGUCGGAGUGACACUAGCGGGUCAUCAGAAGAAGAUUCUCAACAGCGUUCAGAUGAUGAGGGCACAGAUGAACCAGAUCCAAUCGGUAGAGGUUUGACCACGUGUCCUGAUUAGACUGGGAGGACGAAAAGAGGAGGCAGUGGAGGCCAACGUGAAGGGAUGGGGCGGCCACCGCAGACCCUAAGCCUGGUUUUCCUUCUGGACCACCUAGGAUAUCCACCUGCCCCCUUCUCCGAAACACUCUCGUUCUCCAUCUGUGUCAUCUGAAUCCCCCAUUAACCCCCAGACACCCUAAUGGGCUCGACUCUGGAAAACUGCGUCUGAAAAAUAUGGUCACAACACCUGAUCGUUUAGCUUUAGCCACCCCCAAUCACAGGGUGACCAUCAGUCUGCCAGCAAUAGGCUCCACCCUGUAUUUUCCUUGAAUUUUCUUUCCAAUUUUCUUCUUUUCUUCUUUUUUUUGUCUUCUUUUUAAAAGAGUUUUUGUAAAGAAUUUUUAAAGCUAUGAAAUCAAGGAAUCUAUAUAAAAUAUAUAGAUUGGUGUAAAAUUGCAGACUGAAUAUGGUGGACUGAAUCGAAAGGCUACCCUUUAAAAGGGCAAUGAAGAAACAGGAAUUAAAAGAAGAGAAAAAAACUCGCCCCACAAUACAUGCUUCUGAGAUUUUCUUUCUAAUAUUUUAGUCUGCUCAAUGAAUACACAUGGGACAACCUGCGGGACCUUAGAACCCCUCGCUGACAGCCGAGGGAAAAGUAUGUGGACAACAUGAAAUGGGACUUCCUUUUGGCAGCCGAUUUUUUUUUUUUUAAACUAUAUCAACAUAAACAAACAGACAAAUGGAGGGGAAAGAAAAUAGUUAUAACAGAAUUUUUGGUGCAGAUUUCUCAUUGCUUGGGGGGAGAAAAAAUUUAAUAUUUUACAGAUUUCAUAAGAGCCUGCCAAACAGAGCAUCAUCCCUUUGUACCUCGUCCUGUACAUAUCAGAUGCAUUUGACUUUGUGAGGUCAUCAGUACAAGCCUGAUGUAGUCCAACGUUAAGUUUCAGUUUCAGUAUAAGAUGGAUCUACACUGACAUUUGAUGGAUUUUCUUUCAUGUGCAUGUGUGUAGAUGACUUGAGGGGGUCAUCUUUUAUAUUCUUCCUCCUUUUAGUCAUGGGCUGAGAUGAUUUAGUUUGAAAGACGGCGUAAGAUAUUCUCCCCCGCAGAUGCAUAAAGGAACAUUUUUAGCCUGUUCUUUACAUGAACUGCUUACAGAAAAGGACCCCGAGUGCAUGUAUGCUGUGGUCUUCACAUCCUCUAUGCUCUUCUUUUAUGUUUGGAUCCCUGCCGUGUGCGUGCGUGCGUGUUUGCGUAAGGGCCUCAUGGAGCUCCAGUUCACAGGAAGCUUGGGUUUGAUAAACUUUGCAGAUCACUGUGUUGAUAUGCUUAUUUUUUUGCCACCUCAAUCAUAAAAAAAUAUGUUUUAUAAUAAGGUGUUUAGGGGUUUUAAUAUCUGAUAAAGUAUGCAGUUAGAGGACAUUUUCAUAACAGGGAAGUGAUUGUCCAUUGUGAAGCAUAGUUUUAUAUGUGGAUAUUGUUAUUGUAUGAUAUUUUUGAACUGGUUACAUUCACUAAUUGGGGCCAAGCUUACAUUUGGAGUUUCAUAGGACAUUUAAAUUAAAUUAGUGUGUAUAGGUGUUAUAUUAUUUUUUACAGAAAAUACAUCCUACCGUUCUCCAUGGUUUGGUACUUCCACAAUGCUCUCUGUGAUUUUUAACCUCUAUGAUAGGCGUAAGAACAAUAAAACUCUGUAUAUAAUAUUCUGAAGCAGAAACGUCCCCCUCAGAGAGAGGUUUUUUUUGAAACUGUUGAAUUUGAGUGUACAUAUUACUAUUUUUAUGCGUUGGUAAAACUGAAUUUAUUUUGGACCUUUCGUUUUGUACUAGCUGAGAGAUGAGAAGCAGCCGUAGAGAUGAACAGGCCAGAGGUAUCUUCAACCAUGCUGGAGUGUCUAUGUGUGUGAAUGAGUGUGUUUGUGUGUUUGCACAUGCAGGUACGUCCACUUACCAGCAUUAAGGUCACUGUGCUUAACAAUAUACUUCUCGCUCAGCCAUCGAGGGGCUCGUUGUACUCCAUAACCUCAGGGUUAACAUGAAUCUGUGUUAAAAGCAUGCAGUACUGUGAGGUCAGUUUACUGUAGGUAAGGUCCACGGCUGAAUCUCAGAGUGCUGCUGAAGUUCUAAACAGAUGGUGUUGACCGUUCUCUGUUCUUCCCAUUACAUAAUGCUUCCAUUAGACUGAAGAAUCAGUCGUUCAGUGUUUGGGCAUGAAACACAGCUUCCAGCAGACAGGCCAUCCCAGGUGUGAAUUCUUGAGAGAUGUAGCCAUAAAUUCAGAUGGCUACUUUCUUCUGUGUCCAGAAAGACGGUAGGAUUUUACUUUUUUACGAAUUUGAAAUACUAAAUGGCCCUUAAGUUUUAGCUCUCAGCUUUUCAGUCGUUCUUGGUCACUUUUUUAACACCAGAAGGAGGAUACAGGGAGAAAGGAAAUGAUUUUGGACUUAACACCUUGUCCUUACCAGCAACGUUUAAUUUGUCCAUCGACACUGAAAACAAAAAUUCAUUGCAACACUGUCGGAGCCAAUUUUUAAUGUGUGGUUACACUAACGUUCAAAAGUUUGGGGUCCGUAAGAUAAGGCUAUAUUUUGUUGGUCAAAAGACAGCAUUAUUGUAUUAUUAUUAUAAUUUAAAAUAACUUCUAUUUACUUUAAAAUGUAAUUUAUUUUUGUGAUGGCAAAGCUGAAUCAAUUUUAUAAAAAACUGUACAAUAAAUAUUUUUUUCAGGAUUCUUUGAUGAGUAGAAAGCCUUUAACCUUUACUGUCAGUUUUUUUUUUUUUCAAUUUAUUGUGUGCUUGCUGAAUAAAAGUUAUAAUUUAUCUAUUUAUCUAUAUAUAUUUAAAUAUCUUAAUGAGCCCAAACUAGAAUCAUAGUGUAUGUGGACAAAUGAGAUUUCACUGUGGGCGGGGCUAUCAAGAUACUAUGUAAAUGAAUAUCAAGAAAUUGAAAAUAUGUUCUGUAAAAUAAAAUAGUGUAAAAUCAACUAAAAACUUAAUGUAAACUAAAAUAACAGAUAACCAAAAUAAAUACAUUUUUUUUUAAAUAAUUAAUUUGAUACAAUACAUUUACAUACAUGCAAAAACCUUUAAAACACCCAUUUUUAUGGUAUACCAUACGUGACAUCUUGGUUGCGUUCAGCAGCUGGUUGGGACAAGGAGUGAGUCAGGAAGGUGAGAGACAGAUUGAGAGUAAAGAAUGUUCUCACAUCAUAAAACUGCCAGCAGCCACCUUUACCUGUCUGUUCAGCAUAUCCUCUCAAUAUUUAAUGGCUGCGCAGUAUCACUGCUGCACUGUGAAACCUAAGGUUCUGAAUCCCUCGUCUUCCUCACAAUAACACUGCUUCUGCUUCACCUUCCUAGGACAAUCACUGUCACUCAAAGCUCCAGCACACAUACCAGGAUCCUUACUGCUGUCUAGAAAACCUACAGAAAUUCAGAAGUUGAGACACUCAUGGCAAUAUUUAGAGGUGCUGCCCACAAGUUCCAGCAUGUUUUAAAUCAGCCUAACAGCACAUGAUUACCGGAGCUUUGAAUGAAAUCCAGUGUUGAAGGGAUACCUUGUGUUCCUGAUCCUCAUCUUCUUUUCCUUCCAAUGAAAUUUUGUCCUUUCAUAAGUAACGUUUCAUGGGUCUGCGCUAUUUGCAAAAACAAUUUUUUCUUGCAUCUUGGCGCUGAUGCUCACAUGAGUUUCUGGCACUUUGCAUCGAGAGAUCCGAAGGAACAUUAACAACCAAUGAGCCUUUCUGUUUUAAGAUAUUGAUAUGUUGAAAGAUUAUGACAUGCUUGACAUUUGCUACGCAUUUUCUUCAAUAAACCUGUAUUUACAUAGAAAUAGUUCAUCGCGGAGGUCUUGUGUAAUUCUGUUUUUCCACCGAAUCUUUAACCACUCAAGUUUGUUUCUCAGUAGGGGACUAAUUACUUCAUACAUCUCCCUCUCUCAUAUGUCAUUUAACAGAACACUAUGUAGACCACAGACAAAUGAGACAUGGCAUCAAGGGUGUGAAAGAAUGUCACGCUGAGAGAUUUAAGCACUUCUUAUAGUUUUUUCCCCACAUGGAUUAUCACCUUAAAUGCAUAGCUUCUACCACAGCACAGUUCUUUUCUUCAUACAAAUGAUGGUACAUACUGUAGGCAUUUUGUAAAACUCAAAACACUUUUUGUUCAGAUGGCUUGAGAAAAUAGCCAAUAAGCUGCCAUUAUGUGGACAUGCAAACUGCAAAUGUUCUUUCUGGCAAGCAAAAAUGUGAUCGGCACAGAACCGUGCACCAUUUAAAGAUUUUUGUUGAAAGCUGGAUGACAGUAAGCUGGGAACAGCAUAUGCUCGCAGCUACCGCCGAAGCAUAAUACCAAUGCAUAACCGUUAUUAUGAUGAUUAUUUGCGACUGUGAAUGAAAAUACAAGCUGGCUCCGGCUCACUCUCAUUGGUCCAUAUUUCUGCCUGCAUCCUCCAAAUAUGGUGGGAAGUUCUCAGAUAGAAAAUGGCUCCCUGAACAGAGCUGUGGUGCCAGUGGGGCCACAGCACCCUCUGCUGUUAGGAAGGCAGUAGUGCAUUCUUCCCAAGGUCCAUCUGCCCUGCUUUUCAUUACAGGGCAGCAGACCUCUCUCUCUUUCUGUCUCUCUCUCGCUAGUCCAAAUAGAGCACUGCCCACCUGGACCACUGUGACUGAGAUGGGGGGGGUCCUGUUUCGGUGUAUAAAAUGUACAUAUGACUGUAACCCUGUGAAUGAUGUAACAAGUUAAUAUUGUUAUUGGUUUAUUUUCUAAAAAUUACAAAAAAGAAAAAGAAAAAAAAGCCCAACUUGACUCUCCUCAUUAAAACAUGAAAUGAGAUCUGUUA
This is a messenger RNA of Carassius gibelio (silver crucian carp), 7930 nucleotides long. RefSeq names its product ephrin type-B receptor 2. Bases 126 to 3098 code for a protein of 990 amino acids. The record is from RefSeq and is a predicted model, not a curated record. NCBI's taxonomy places the organism in Eukaryota, Metazoa, Chordata, Actinopteri, Cypriniformes, Cyprinidae. Gene Ontology annotation, cellular component: plasma membrane; neuron projection. The transcript has 16 exons. Gene Ontology annotation, biological process: axon guidance; protein phosphorylation; cell surface receptor protein tyrosine kinase signaling pathway. Gene Ontology annotation, molecular function: transmembrane-ephrin receptor activity; ATP binding; protein binding.